AAUAAAAAAUUUGAAAUUUGAUUUUUGACUUUUCUAUUGUUUAUAUUGUGACUGAUUGACGACCCGAAACUUUAAAAGAAACAACCAGUGAAUCAAACAACCAAAGCUUGAAAAAAGGAAAAUGACAACCAUUUAUCAAAAAUUUGAUAAUGAAAUCAAGAAAAAAAAUUGUGAUUAUAAUCAAUUGGAAAAAGAAUUAUUAAAUGAAUGGCAAGCAAAAAAUAAUCAAGAUCCUGAACUGGCAUGGCGUUUAUCAUCAUUAAUUUAUUAUAAAAGUUUAAAUCUACAAAAUGAUGAAGAAAUUAAAUUAAAAUCACUCGAAUCAAUGCGUUAUGCGGAAAAAUCAUUGGAAUUGUUUGAAAAAAAUACAUCAAAAACUAAAACUGCUGCAAACGAUAAUACAUUUUAUGCAUUGAAAUGGUCAGCAAUGGCACAUGGCCGUUUAGCAUUGUUCGAAAUGAAUGAUGUUGAACAAAAAAUUUUACAUACAACUAAUUUUCUUAAAUAUUUAAACAAAUGCUUACAACAACAACAACAACAGCCAAAUAAUCAACAAAUUAAUAAUGAUUAUUUGGUUUUAUUUAUGCAAGGUCGUUUUCAAUUAGCAUUGUCAAUGUUGGCCGAAGAUGAACUGAAAAGUUUUCAACAACGUUUAUCAACAACAACAAUUGCAUUACCAAAAUUAAAUCUUUUGGAUGGUGAACAGAAAUUACGUCGUUCAAUUGAAUUGGCACCCGAUUUUAUUGAUAAUUAUAUUACAUUAGCAUAUUUAUUGAUAAAAGAAAGAAAAAUUUCCGAUGCAAAAUCUAUUAUUGAACAAGGUUUACGACAACAAUGUUCAAAUAAAUCCGAUGAAUUGAUUCGACAAGAAUUAUUAAAAAUUAAAGAAACAUUGGGUUGAAGCAAUACGAAUCGAGAUGUGUGAUUUGCUGCAAGAAAUUCCUUGAUUCGAUUUUGUUUUACUAAGAACAAAAAAAUUAAAAUUUGAAAUUUUUUUUAUUGAA
Messenger RNA from Dermatophagoides pteronyssinus (European house dust mite), 1004 nucleotides. RefSeq lists its product as uncharacterized. NCBI's taxonomy places the organism in Eukaryota, Metazoa, Arthropoda, Arachnida, Sarcoptiformes, Pyroglyphidae. Gene Ontology annotation, molecular function: protein binding. The record is from RefSeq and is a predicted model, not a curated record.